GACACAGAGCAGAGGACGGCAAAGCAUCUCCUCUUCCAGACUCAGCAUCACAACAAAACAUCUGUGGACAGGAUUGGACUGCAAGCAGAGAUGCGGCCACGGUCCAGACUUCCCUCCAAGCAGACCCUCCUCUUGCCCACUAUCAGAGAGGGCACAGAGGAGGCAGUAAAGGAGCUCAAUGACACCAACGCAACCUACAGCCACAACUGCCCGGUCAGCUCCUCUGAGGACUACUUCCUGUCCAUAUGCCACCUGGCCCACCCCACAUUCCCAACACGGGAUAUCACAACCAAUGGCAACCACACGCAGGACGGCAAGAUCGGUUGCUAUGGACACUUUGACCCCCUGGAGCAUAUCUACGGGCAUCCCAACUGCAGCCUCCAAUGUGGGAGGCGACACAUGAGAUCGAAAGAGAGAACGAGGGCCCAUAGUAUUCCUAACACUUCCACUCCAGACCUGACCCAACAGCGCAAAAGCAGUUGCCCCGAGUUACGCAACACGACUCAAAAUGGAUGCUUACCAAAGAUGGACAUGACAGCAGUGAUGGAGGAGGAGAGGCAAGAUCCGAGCAUUAAACCAUCCCUCAUUUCGCAGUGGAUCUCGGACUGUAGAGUGGCAUGGAGAGAGGCGCGUGCCCGAGCCUGUCUGCUGCCUGCCAUAGCUGAAAUAUAGGGCAUUGUCAAUACAGAGAGUCCACAGAGGGGCAGGGUAACUCCAGGUUAUAGUGGAAUUAAAAGCUGUUUUCAUAGAGAGAAAUGAAAACCACAUAAGUCAUUAGUAUUUUAAUAAGAACAUUUCUUCAUAUUGUAGACACUGUUAUUGUAACUCAUAACAGACUCAUGAGAGCAGAAUGUAAAAUGAUACAACAACAAUAAAUAGUUUAAUUUCCUCAAGUUUAAUUUUUAAAGAAUAUAUCAGAGCCUGAAGCUACCCUGUGUCUGUCCUGUUAAGCACACCACAUAACUGUACAUGUGUUGAAAAUGCAGAUUAUUUAACGUUAUGUAUUGAAAUUUCAGUGUUCAUGUU
This is a messenger RNA of Boleophthalmus pectinirostris (great blue-spotted mudskipper), 1026 nucleotides long. RefSeq lists its product as uncharacterized. NCBI's taxonomy places the organism in Eukaryota, Metazoa, Chordata, Actinopteri, Gobiiformes, Gobiidae. Gene Ontology annotation, biological process: regulation of autophagy. The coding region runs from base 91 to 672 and encodes 193 amino acids. The record is from RefSeq and is a predicted model, not a curated record. Gene Ontology annotation, cellular component: mitochondrion. The transcript has 2 exons.